GGAAGGAGCAAUCAAGCCCGUUUUCCCACGCUCUCCUCUGCCUGUUGUCGCUUCCUCCCACUUUCUUUCUCUCUGCUUCAGCAUACUGCACUUGCUGCUUAGGUUUAGGGUUUCUCUCUCUCCAAGCUGGGAGUUUCCAUCACCUCCUCCGAUUAUCCUCAUUCUCUUCCUCGGCGACAGAACUCACAGUGCCUGCCCCGUUCAAUGCAUUGAGAAGUUGAAAGCUGAGUGCUUUUCUUACAUUUUCUAAACUCUCGCACCGCGCAACGCCCUCGUUUGUCUUUCUAACGCAUUCUUCUUCUUCUUCCUCUGCCAAGCAGUCGCGCUCCCUCCAAAUCUUUCUUUUAUUUUCUCAGUUUCUGCAAAUACCUUACUGACAAUCUUUCAUUUCCUUGAUUUUAAGCCAAUGCCGGAGUAGCUCCUUAGGUUUUUAGUGAAAAUGAGGUUCUUUGGUGGAACCCUAACUCUUAUCCUUUUGCUCCUCCCCGUCUCCUCUCAGCUACCUUCUCAAGAUAUCAUGUCCCUUCUCUCCUUCAAGAAAGGGAUAAUCCAUGACCCCACUGGUUACAUCUCUGACUCAUGGAAUGAAGAGUCCAUAGACUUCAAUGGCUGCCCUUCUUCUUGGAAUGGCAUUGUUUGCAGCGGCGAGAAUGUCGCCGGCGUCGUGCUCGACAACCUCGGCAUUUCCGGCACUGCAGAUCUCUCGGUCUUUGCUAAUCUCACCGCGCUUCUCAAGCUCUCCAUGGCGAACAACAACCUUUCAGGCGCUUUACCGGGAAAUCUGGGAAACUUUAAAGCCCUCAAAUACUUGGAUAUCUCCUUUAAUUUAUUCCAUGGAGAGAUACCAAAAGAUUUUGGGAAGCUUCAGAGCAUCCAAAACUUAUCUUUUGCUGGAAACAACUUCUCUGGUUCGCUUCCAGAUUCCAUUGGAGAUAUUGAUUCAGUUAGAUCUCUUGAUAUGAGCCAUAACCAUCUUUCAGGCUCCUUGCCUUCUUCCUUGAAGGCUCUCAAGUCAUUACUGUCAUUGAAUCUUUCUUUCAAUGAAUUUGAGAAGGGGAUUCCGACUGGUUUGGAUGUGAUUUCAAGUUUGGAAUCCAUUGAUUUGAGCUGGAACAAAUUGGAUGGUGAUGUUGAUUGGGAAUUUCUAAUGCAGACUGGUGCUGUUAAUAUUGAUUUCAGUGGGAAUUCUCUCACAAGUUCUAAUUCGAAUGAGAUGAAGUUUCUGUCUCAGGUAUCAGAUUCGGUUAAGUAUCUCAAUCUGAGCCAUAACCAGUUGACCGGAUCCCUGAUUGAUGGAGGCGAGCUUUCUACUUUUGGAAGUUUGAGAGUAUUGGAUUUGAGCUACAAUCGGCUGUCCGGGCCGCUGCCGGGGUUUGAUUAUGUGUAUGAUCUUGAGAUUCUUAGGCUUGGAAACAAUGAUUUUAAUGGAUUUCUACCGAAUGGGCUGCUUAAAGGUGAUACUUUGGUGCUGAAUGAAUUGGAUUUGAGUGCAAAUAAUCUCUCAGGGCAUAUCGGAUUGAUAACGUCAACAACGUUACGAAUACUCAAUCUAUCCUCUAAUUCAAUAACCGGGGAACUUCCAUUGCUUACCGGGAGUUGCACGAUACUCGACCUUUCGAAAAACCAGAUCAGUGGAAACUUAUCAGUCACUGCAAAAUGGAGUAAUGAUCUCGAGCACAUUGACCUCAGCCAGAAUCAAUUGAGAGGACCUAUUCCAGAAGUAACUUCGCAGUUUCUUCGGUUAAAUUUUCUUAGUAUUUCCCAAAACUCGCUCUUUGGGACUCUUCCUGAAGUUCUGGUUCAGUACCCUAAGAUUACCAUCCUUGAUCUUAGCUCAAACCAGUUUAGUGGUCCUAUGCUUCCUGAUUUACUAUCAUCUUCUUCAUUACACGAGCUUUAUCUCCAAAACAAUUUACUUGCUGGGGACAUCAAGUUUUCUCCAUCCUCACCCACCAGACCCAGCCUUCAGAUUCUUAAACUUGGCAGAAACCAUUUUAGUGGAAGUUUCCCCAACGAUUUUGCUUUUUUAACUGGCUUACAAUUGCUGGAUAUAUCUGCAAACAAUUUCUCUGGUAAUUUGCCUCCCACUGUUACCAAACUAAUUUCUUUGAAUUCCCUGGACGUUUCCCAGAACCAUUUCACAGGUCCUUUGCCAACAACAUUGCCCAACACACUCAUAUUCUUCAAUGCAUCUUACAAUGAGCUAUCCGGAAUUGUUCCGGAAAACUUGAGGAAGUUUCCGGAUUCUUCUUUCUACCCCGGGAAUUCGAAGUUGGUGUUUCCAGGUGGCUCACCUGGAUCUGGCGGUUCGCUGUUUGGAAGCUCAACUCGCAAACAUAUGAGAUCAUUCAUAAAAGCAGUGAUAAUUGCAGCUUGUAUUGUUUUUUUUAUCGUAUUUAUCCUCAUUUUGGUUCUUGUGAGAUGCAAGAGAAUAUCAAGUAUAUCCCAGACCGAGAGGGUUGUCGUCGACAAGAAUUCACGUAGAAGGACAACACCCAAUACUUCAAGGGGGAAGGGAAGCGAUGCCGGAAGCACAUUGGUUGUGUCGGCGGGAGAUCUGAUCACCCCGAGAAAAGAGUCGUCAUCCGAGAUAAUCGGUUUGGAAGAGAAAAUAUCUGCAGGGGUAGGGCUUUCGCCAUCAAAGAACAGCCGUAUCUCAUGGUCGCCUGAUUCCGGUGAGACGUAUAUUCCAGAAAACCUAGCGAGUUUGGACGCUCGAUCGCCCGAUAGAUUGGCCGGCGAUCUACAUUUCUUGGAUGAGACCAUAACCCUGACUCCAGAGGAAUUGUCGAGGGCUCCGGCUGAAGUACUGGGAAGGAGUAGCCAUGGCACUUCUUAUCGGGCGACACUCGAUAAUGGUUUGUUCUUGACUGUAAAAUGGCUGAGGGAAGGUGUGGCGAAACCGAAGAAGGAAUUCACCAAAGAGGCUAAGAAGUUUGCGAACAUUCGGCAUCCAAAUGUGGUUGGGCUGCGAGGUUACUAUUGGGGACCUACACAGCAUGAGAAGCUCAUUUUAUCGGAUUAUAUUUCGCCCGGAAGCCUCAGUAGUUUUCUUUAUGAUCGACCGGGUAGAAGAGGGCCGCCUCUAACCUGGGCUCAGAGGCUGAAGAUUGCCGUCGACGUCGCACGCGGCCUAAACUACCUCCACUUCGAUCGCGCCAUGCCGCAUGGCAACCUUAAAACCACCAACAUCCUGUUGGAUGGCCUCGAUCUGAACGCUCGAGUGUCCGACUACUGCCUCCAUCGCUUAAUGACCCCUGCCGGAACCACCGAUCAGAUCCACGACUCCGGUGUUCUUGGUUACUGUGCUCCGGAGCUCGCCGGAUCGAAGAAGCCCGCUCCGUCGUUUAAAUCAGACACGUACGCCUUUGGAGUCGUGCUUUUGGAGCUUCUGACCGGCAGAUGUGCCGGCGAUGUGGUCUCCGGCGAAGAGGGCGGAGUUGAUCUGACUGAUUGGGUGAGGCUGAGGGUUGCGGAAGGGAGGGGAUCGGAUUGCUUUGAUGCGGCCAUGGCUGCUGAUACGGCGAACACGGCUGCUGUUAGAGGUAUGAAGGAAAUGUUGGGGAUAGCUUUGAGAUGCAUUCGACCGGUUUCAGAGAGACCAGGUAUCAAAUCUGUUUAUGAGGAUCUCUCAUCGAUUUGAUUUUUGUAUAAAACCGCCUGUAGACCUUUUAAAGAAAUUGCAGCUCUGUAGCCUCAUCUCAAGGCUGUCAGUUUUAAUUUUUAGCAGAUCUUUUGAUGAACUGUAGUUGGCCUUUAUUGUUCUGUAAUGAAAGUUUCUCUAUUUAUGAA
Molecule: messenger RNA, 3792 nt
Organism: Phalaenopsis equestris
Lineage: Eukaryota; Viridiplantae; Streptophyta; Magnoliopsida; Asparagales; Orchidaceae
Product: probable LRR receptor-like serine/threonine-protein kinase At4g20940
Exons: 3
Coding region: 440-3643 (1067 amino acids)
Biological process (GO): protein phosphorylation
Molecular function (GO): protein kinase activity; protein binding; ATP binding
Source: RefSeq, a predicted model, not a curated record